This is a messenger RNA of Durio zibethinus, 1479 nucleotides long. RefSeq names its product putative WRKY transcription factor 15. Gene Ontology annotation, biological process: regulation of DNA-templated transcription. Gene Ontology annotation, molecular function: DNA-binding transcription factor activity; sequence-specific DNA binding. The record is from RefSeq and is a predicted model, not a curated record. Lineage: Eukaryota; Viridiplantae; Streptophyta; Magnoliopsida; Malvales; Malvaceae.
UCCAGCUUUCCCUUUAUCAACGGCCCUUCCUCCCCUCGUUUUCUUUUCACUCCUUUGGCUCUUUAUUUUUUCUCUCUCUGAAUGGUUUUGUUGCAGACAUGGCCGUGGAGCUCAGGAUGAGUUACAGGAACAGCAACAGCUUCGCAGCCAAAAUGGAAGAAAACGUAGUCCAAGAAGCAGCUUCUGGGCUUGAAAGUGUUGAGAAACUCAUCAGAUUACUUUCCCAAUCUCAACAACAACAGCAACAGCAACAAAACACUAGCAGUAAACAAGAAAAAUAUCAAUCUUCUCCAAUCUCAACAAGAUCUUCCCUGGAUUUAGAAAUGGACUGCAAAGCUGCAGCAGAUGUUGCUGUUUCAAAGUUCAAGAAAGUUAUCUCACUUCUGGGUCGAACCAGGACUGGACAUGCUCGUUUCAGAAGAGCCCCUGUACCACCCCCUGCUGCUGCUGUUGCUACAAAUACUACUGUUAAUCAAAACCAAGCAAAUCAAGCGCAAGAAACGAAGGUUUAUUACGCAACGCCGAUCCAGCAGAUUCCACCACCUGUUACUACUUAUCAGCCUCAUCAUCAUGAUUUUUUCACGGUCAAAAGUGGGGGUUUAGAAAGGAAAGAUUCAUCAACAACCAUCAAUUUUUCAUAUUCUUCUACUGGGAAUUCUUUUAUGUCAUCCUUGACAGGGGAUACUGAUAGCAAGCAGCCAUCUUCAUCAUCUGCGUUUCAAAUUACUAAUCUCUCUCAGGUUUCCUCGGCUGGGAAGCCUCCUUUGUCUUCUUCUUCUUUGAAGAGGAAGUGUAGCUCUGAGAAUUUGGGUUCUGGAAAGUGUAGUGGUUCUUCUGGUCGUUGCCAUUGCUCUAAGAAAAGAAAGCUGAGAUCGAAAAGGGUUGUAAGGGUUCCAGCAAUAAGCCUGAAGAUGGCUGAUAUUCCACCGGAUGAUUACUCAUGGAGGAAAUACGGUCAAAAACCAAUAAAGGGAUCUCCACAUCCAAGGGGUUACUACAAGUGCAGUAGCGUAAGAGGAUGUCCAGCUCGCAAGCAUGUGGAAAGAGCUUUAGAUGAUCCAACGAUGCUAAUAGUUACCUAUGAAGGCGAGCAUAACCAUUCUCUAUCUGUUGCAGAAACCAGCAAUCUCAUCUUGGAAUCUUCUUAGAAGGAAGAACAUUUCAAUCCAACAUAAAUCCCGCAAAGUUCAAUUUCAUUUCAUUUCUCAACAUUUAACUAUGGGUUAGGAUAAACAGUUUGUAGCAAAAUUAGUGGUACUAGUAUCAAUCUCGAAGUAGACAUUUAGUGGGUUCGUUCAUUUCCCUGUAAAAUAUAUGCCCAAGCUCUCUUUAAUCCUUCCUUCUUUCUCUUUCUUGAACACUGUUAAUCAAAGACCCUUGUGAAGAAAAAGAAAGGGAAGAUGGUGGAUUUGGUAUUAGAUUUUACAAUUAUCAAAGAAUGAAAGUGGGUUUCAAUUCCAUUCCAAAUUUUCCAUGCCA